CAAAAUUGCACUAUUGUGAAGAGGACACUGACAAUCUCCAAAGACGUUCUCUGAUGUCAGCCAUAGAGAACACUCUUCAGUCAAUCCAAAACCAGUUGGAGUCCAUUCCGUUCUACGACGAUCUGGUAGACAAGUGGAACGACCUGGCCGGAGACAAAAUUAAGACCAAAGAUCCGUUUGUCGAGACAUUGCCGGAUGGCUCGACGCGCAAACUUAAACUCCCCGAUAACGCUACGAAAGACCAGAAAAAGGCAUGGAAACGAAUACAAAGAAGAGCAUGGAUCGACGACAAGUGUUUCCUCGGAUGCUAUCCAAUUGACUGUGGAAUAGGUUUGGGGCCCAUUGUGGUGAUGAUUCCUGGAAUCGGUCCGCUAUUAAUGUACGCAAUUCACGCCCGGCUGAUCCACAUGGCCAGCCAUGCCUUUGAUAUUGAUCCCGCAACGUAUUCCAAAAUGCAGGCCAAUAUUCUCUUUGAUCUGCUCAUCUCAUUGCCGCCUCUGAUUGGUUCUUUCUUUGCAUGGAUGAACGGCUGUUCCACACGAAACGCGGCCAUAGUUCACACACGAGUUCGAAAACUACUAGCUAUUCAAGAGCGACAUCAACAGCAGUACCAGCCCCAGCACCGUUCUGACCAUCUGCAACGGCCUGUGCCAGCGGCCACUUCAGCCUCUAACCCGCCACCACUGCCACCGAAAUCAGCUACCAUACGAGAUCCACAAGCGGGGCGGUGACGCGAAGAUAAACCUGCUACCAAGCCUGGAUUUUUCCAGAAAAAAGUUCGCGUAAACACGACCCCAUGCGAGAAAAUUCAAAUUUUUUAAAUUUUGUCUAGGAUUCUCCGAAUAUUAGAUUUUUCCUAUUAAAGGGCAAAUUUUCCACUGACAUCACUAGAAGUGCCGUAUACAGCACCAAGAGUCUAGUCGAGAGCCGCAAUCUAUAGAUUUGCCACAGAUCAAAGGAGUCAGACAUGGUCAAAGAUACUAAGCUAUACGAUAUUUUGGGUGUCUCCCCUGACGCCACCGACGCCCAGCUGAAAAAAGCUUAUCGGUUGGGAGCCUUGAAGCACCACCCAGACAAAAACCCUUCUCCAGAGGCGGCCGAGAAGUUCAAAGAGAUUUCCGCAGCCUAUGAGAUUCUUAGCGAUCCGGAAAAAAGGGAUUUAUACGAUCAGUAUGGUGAAGAAGGUCUCAGCGGAGGAGGAGCAGGAGGCAUGAACGGAGCAGACAUUUUCUCGCAGUUCUUUGGCGGGUUUGGUGGGUUUGGCCAGCGUGGUCCUACCGGCCCUCAGAGAGGAAAGGACAUCAAGCACACCAUUUCUUGCACUUUGGAGGAACUGUACAAGGGUAAGACUACAAAGCUGGCUUUGAACAAAACCGUGCUAUGUUCCAGCUGUAAGGGUAAGGGCGGUAAGGACGUGAAAAAGUGUUCCUCUUGUGACGGUACCGGUAUGAAGUUUGUCACCAGACAAAUGGGUCCUAUGAUCCAGAGAUUCCAAACUACCUGUGACGUUUGUCACGGUGAGGGAGACAUCAUUUCGCCAAAGGACAGAUGCCAGACCUGUAAAGGUAAGAAGGUCAGCAACGAAAGAAAAAUCUUGGAGGUUCACAUCGACCCAGGUAUGCAAGCUGGCCAGAGAGUUGUGUUCUCUGGCGAGGGAGACCAACUUCCAGACAUCAUUCCUGGAGACGUGAUUUUCGUGAUUGACGAAAAGAAACAUGAUACCUUCAGAAGACAGGGCCACGACCUGUUUUACGACGCCAAGAUCGAUCUUCUGACUGCUUUGGCCGGAGGUGCCUUUGCCAUCAAGCAUUUGAGUGGAGAGUACCUCAAGAUUGAUAUUAUCCCUGGCGAAGUGAUUUCCCCAGGCUCGGUGAAGGUCAUCGAGGAGAAGGGCAUGCCUAUUCCAAGACAUGGAGGCUACGGAAACCUGUUUGUGAACUUUGAGGUCAUUUUCCCACCUAAGGGCUUCGCUACCGAGGAGCAGCUUGCAGCACUGGAGAAGAUUUUGCCACCAAGACCAGCACUCAACAUUCCAAAGAACGCCGUUGUCGACGAUUCCUGUGUUCUGACAGACGUGGAUCCUAUCAAGCACGGCCAGCGUAGGAACAGAAGCUAUGACGAGGAUAACGACGAAGAUGAGGAUGGCCAGCCUGGUGUCCAAUGUGCACAGCAGUGAGUAAUACUAUCAGAUCGCUUUUUUGGAGUAAUCUUUAUUUGGAAACCAAAAAAUAAACGUCGAUCGACGCGUCGGUGAUGUAAUCGCUAUUUAAAGAUCUGCGAAAAAUCAACAAAGGAGAAUUAUUUG
Messenger RNA from Ogataea polymorpha, 2305 nucleotides. RefSeq lists its product as uncharacterized. Bases 968 to 2176 code for a protein of 402 amino acids. Gene Ontology annotation, molecular function: Hsp70 protein binding; ATP binding. The transcript has a single exon. Gene Ontology annotation, cellular component: cytoplasm; nucleus; cytosol. The record is from RefSeq and is a predicted model, not a curated record. NCBI's taxonomy places the organism in Eukaryota, Fungi, Ascomycota, Pichiomycetes, Pichiales, Pichiaceae. Gene Ontology annotation, biological process: response to heat; protein refolding.